AGAAAAAUCCUUAGAAAUUAUAUGUAAGGCGUCACACUAAAUGCGAAAGAAGAAGACAAAAAUUGCUCGUCAUUCGCAGUAGGAAGUUUCAUAAAAUAUUUCCAAAACCUACAAAUUCGACGCAUUAUAUAUCCCCUCUCAAGAAGCGCCCGCAUCAUGUUUGGCAGACAGAGUGGACUGGGCAGUUCCAGCAACAGCAGCAACCUGGUGGAGUUCCGCGCCGGUCGCAUGAACAUGGUUGGCAAGAUGGUUCAUCCGGACUCGCGGAAGGGCCUUGUUUACAUGACCCAAAGCGAUGAUGGCCUGAUGCACUUCUGCUGGAAGGAUCGCACCUCCGGCAAGGUGGAGGACGACCUUAUCGUCUUCCCCGACGACUUCGAGUACAAGCGCGUGGAUCAGUGCAAGACGGGCCGCGUCUAUGUGCUCAAAUUCAAGUCCUCAACUCGCCGGAUGUUCUUCUGGAUGCAGGAGCCCAAGCUGGACAAGGACGACGAACACUGCCGCCGCAUUAACGAGCUGUUGAACAAUCCCCCGUCCGCCCACCAGCGCGGCGGAGGCGGCAGCAACGACGGCGACCUGCAGUACAUGCUCAACAACAUGUCGCAGCAGCAGCUGAUGCAGCUCUUCGGCGGCGUCGGCCAGAUGGGCGGUCUCAGCUCGCUGCUUGGUCAAAUGAAUUCCCGUACGCCCUCGUCGCGCAACACCUCAUCGGGUGGUGGGGCUGGCUCGGCCUUGCAGACGCCCGAAAACGUCAGUGUUCCCCGCACGCCGACCGCCCCUUCCAAAUCGGGCAGCAGCCGCAGCAGCAGCAAUGUGAACUCGCAGGCCGGCGAGGCUGCCGGCAGUGCCGGCUCCUCCGUUGAUGCGGAUGCCUCCGGUAAGAACUCAACCACAUCGACCACAACGGCGUCAGAAUCGACCAGAGCCUAUGCCAAUCCAUUCCAAGCCUACUUAUCCAAUCUCUCCCCCGAACAUGGCGCAGGACGAUCCCUAAACAUUGACCUAUCGACUGCGCUGUCCGGUGCCGAGGCCAUCAAUCAGCUCAUCGCUGAUCCGGAUCGCGUUAAGUCGCUGAUCGUACACUUGCCGGAGUCGGAGGAUGCGGACGCGGAUCGCAAGCAACAGAUCAAGGACCACAUCACCUCCCCGCAGUUCCAGCAGGCCCUCGCCCAGUUCUCGAAUGCCCUACAGUCGGCCCAACUGGGACCCGUAGUCAAACAAUUCGAGCUUUCCAAUGAAGCGGUGGCUGCUGCCUUCUCCGGCAACCUGGAGGACUUUGUUCGCGCCCUGGAGAAAAGCCUGCCUGCCGGAGCCACCAUGGGCAGCGAACCGUCGGGCAACGAGAAGAAGGGUGAUGCGGAAACCCCCACUGUAGUGGCCCGCGAUGAGAACACCGAUCCCGCUGCUGAGAAGCAGGAGGAAAAGCAGAAAUAGCUUUUGAUCGUGCCACAACUAUAAGUAAAAUGCGUUUGAAAGCAUAUAUUUUCAAGUUUUGAAGUAUUUUUGCGAUUCUGAAUAAAUUAACAAGGGAGUUACAAAUUCAUUGAAAUUAA
Messenger RNA from Drosophila rhopaloa, 1553 nucleotides. It is a transcript of the gene Rpn13, whose product is annotated as proteasomal ubiquitin receptor ADRM1 homolog. Gene Ontology annotation, molecular function: proteasome binding; endopeptidase activator activity; ubiquitin binding. Gene Ontology annotation, cellular component: nucleus; proteasome regulatory particle, lid subcomplex; cytoplasm. Bases 157 to 1434 code for a protein of 425 amino acids. The transcript is spliced from 3 exons. The record is from RefSeq and is a predicted model, not a curated record. Gene Ontology annotation, biological process: ubiquitin-dependent protein catabolic process. Lineage: Eukaryota; Metazoa; Arthropoda; Insecta; Diptera; Drosophilidae.